Molecule: messenger RNA, 1929 nt
Organism: Cynara cardunculus var. scolymus (artichoke)
Lineage: Eukaryota; Viridiplantae; Streptophyta; Magnoliopsida; Asterales; Asteraceae
Product: probable inorganic phosphate transporter 1-7
Exons: 2
Coding region: 129-1709 (526 amino acids)
Biological process (GO): phosphate ion transport; transmembrane transport
Cellular component (GO): membrane
Molecular function (GO): phosphate transmembrane transporter activity
Source: RefSeq, a predicted model, not a curated record
CCAUCUUCAUCAUCAACACCAAAUCAAAAGUUGUAGAUCUAAUUCCACGGAAUCAAAGGAUUGCGACAUCUCAGGGAUCGGAAUCGUUGAAUUUGAAGGUUUUCCACAAGAAUCGAAAUUGACGAUCGAUGGCGACGGCGGGAAAUUUGAAAGUUCUUAAUGCUCUUGAUGGCGCCAAAACGCAAUGGUAUCAUUUCACUGCCAUUGUCAUCGCAGGGAUGGGAUUCUUCACAGAUGCUUACGAUCUCUUCUGUAUCUCUCUCGUUACCAAAAUGCUCGGCCGCAUUUACUACACUAAACCAGGCGCAAUUAAGCCCGGAAGUUUACCGCCCAAUGUUUCAGCCACCGUCAACGGGGUGGCUCUCGUCGGAACCCUCGCCGGCCAGUUGUUUUUUGGGUGGCUUGGCGAUAAACUUGGACGGAAAAAGGUUUAUGGUAUCACACUUAUGCUUAUGUGUCUCUGUUCCAUUGCUUCCGGUUUGUCUUUCGGAAGCAACCCAAAAAUGGUCAUGGCUACGCUUUGCUUUUUCCGGUUCUGGCUCGGAUUUGGGAUCGGAGGCGAUUACCCGCUCUCCGCCACCAUAAUGUCGGAGUAUUCGAAUAAGAAAACUCGUGGCGGUUUUAUUGCGGCGGUUUUCGCAAUGCAAGGGUUUGGGAUCUUAGGGGGCGGGGUGUUUGCGAUAAUCGUGUCUUCGGUGUUUGAUGCUCGGUUCAAAGCUCCGUCAUACGAGGUUGACCCGGUGAAGUCGACGGUUCCUGAAGCGGACUAUGUUUGGAGGAUUAUUCUCAUGGUUGGAGCUCUUCCGGCUUUACUUACUUUUUACUCGAGAUCAAAGAUGCCGGAAACCGCCCGUUACACUGCCCUUGUGGCGAAGAACGCGACCAAGGCGGCUUCGGACAUGUCGAAAAUCUUGAAUGUCGAGAUCGAGUCCGAUCAACAAAAGCUCGACGAGAAAUCCAGAAAUAACGAUUUCGGUCUUUUUAGCAAGGAGUUCGUCAAGCGACACGGGCUACACUUGCUCGGAACCACCACCACUUGGUUUCUUCUCGACAUCGCAUUUUACAGUCAGAAUCUGUUCCAGAAAGACAUAUUCACCGCCAUCGGUUGGAUUCCUCCGGCGAAAACAAUGAACGCCAUCGAAGAAGUUUAUAGAAUCGCAAGAGCACAAACACUCAUCGCUCUUUGCAGUACCGUCCCCGGCUAUUGGUUCACGGUGUUCUUGAUCGAUCGGAUCGGAAGAUUCACGAUUCAGAUAAUCGGUUUCUCGAUGAUGACGAUCUUUAUGUUCGCACUAGCGUUCCCUUACAACCACUGGACUCGACCAGAAAACAAUAUCAAAUUUGUGGUGAUGUACUCGUUUACUUUCUUUUUUGCCAAUUUCGGUCCCAACACCACCACCUUCGUGGUCCCCGCAGAGAUCUUCCCGGCUAGGUUUCGGUCGACUUGCCACGGUAUCUCAGCGGCAUCGGGAAAACUCGGAGCAAUGGUGGGUGCUUUCGGGUUCUUGUAUCUGGCUCAGAAUCGAGAUCCAACCAAGACCGAUGCCGGCUAUCCAGCUGGCAUCGGAGUGAAAAACGCCCUGAUUGUGUUGGGUGUGGUUAAUUUUCUGGGAACUUUGUGUACUUUCCUAGUACCUGAAUCGAAAGGGAAGUCGCUCGAGGAAAUGUCCGGCGAGACCGAAAAGGAAACCACCGAUUCACCGCUGUAGGCUUAGCUAGAACAGUGUGUAUCGAGUACCAUUAAUCCAUUGCAAUCCACAAGAUUUUGGAAGUUUAUAAUAACAAUCUUGUUAUCUUUCUACUUUCCGAACUUGUUAUUACCAUGUUUACACGCAUUUUGUAUGCAGUACAGGACGAGGCAUGACAGUACGAAAAGUUGUCAUCUCACAUUUGGCACAAUAUUAAACUGGGAUAUGAGAAGACCACAUU